UGUGAGUAUUUCCAGAUUCCCGCUUCCCUUUUCUUCGGGAUAUCCUUGGAUUCGGGGUUUCCCAGGAAUUCUCCCCCGGUGGUUCCUCAUUCUGGGCAUGAAUCGCGGAAAAACAUUCUAUAACCCGCAAAAUAAGUUAUAAGAGUAGGUAUGUAUUGAUUCAGCGCUGAGGUGUGUUUUAUAUGAGAAACAAAAAAUCUCGAAAUUUAGCAAUAUUUAGGUUGCUUUAUUUGAUAUAGACGGAGCAAGCAGCGCUGGGGAACGUGCAGGGUCACUGCCCACUCCAUGCUCCGUUGAACCUUGGUUUGCAACUCCUUUUUUAUAGUACGGUUUUCCUUGUAGUAAUCAAUAAUUGUUAUUUUUUUGUUGUCAUAAUUCUGCCAGGUAAGCAGUGGUGGUCAAAAAAAACAUUCGUGGGACCGCUUGUGUUAAAUCUCUGGACAAUUUGUCAAGUAACCAUCUGGUUUUGGUAGAUAAAGAACAGCAGAAGUGGGAAGUCUGGUCUUAGCAGAUAGGUUGCAAUUGAUUACACAAAGGCACGAAAUCUGAUUUUGCAAAAUCUUUCAGGCUGUGGGAAAACCUCGUUUUGCAAACUGGUAUCAAAUAUAAAUUACUUAGAAAGCACAAUAUAUAUAACAGGGGGAUUUAAACAGGAUGGUUUUAAUAAUAUAUUUCACUUUAUCUAGUUCCAUGUCUUACCUGAAUACAAACUCCAAAACUUAAGAUUAACACGAAUCUUUUAUCAAUUAUCACAGGUGCAUGGGGGAUAGCUCCUCCAAAAACAUGCACACCUUUGGCGACCUGCGCCUCUCCUUUUAUUCUCCACAAACUGGGACUACACAAUACCCCUCCUACAGAUUCAUUGCCUAUCGCCGCUUCAUUCUGAAAUGAACUCCUCGCCUCUUUGCCGCUGCGCUUUGUUCCUUUUUGGUUGCUCUGGUGGUCAUCUGGGGGUCUUUGGGAUGAAGGAAAUAGUCUCCUAUCAGAAGAACUCUUCACCUUGCCUCCUUGGCCAUGCUCUCUUUUUCAUACUUUGGUCAUUUUCCGGACUUUGAUACCAGUUUUCCAGGUUUCCGGGGUCUGAGGACCGCCUUAUCCUGUGGUGCCUUUGUCCUUGCAUCCUCUUUGCGCACUCUAACUCUUGAUCUCACCCUGGGGCCUUGCUCUCCUCUUUUUCUACUGUAAGCACCAUAAAUUACAGUAAAGGUACAGUUUUGUCAGCCGGCUUUUAGUCAAAGCAAUUCUUGAUGCUUGAUUCUCAACUUCUCUAUUUCACGAGUCCCCCCAAUUUCACCUAAUUCCCGCAGCCCCCCAGAAUCCAUGGAUUCCCUCGCUUUCCUCUGUGCCCGCCACGUCGUCGCCCACCACCCUCUUCCCGCCCUUCCUUCUGGUCUCUAUCCCAUCCUUUUCCAAGUGGCAUUCCUGGAUGGGAGACCCCUGGUCCUGCGAGAUUUGGUGGCCACUUGGCCUUUCUCAGAGCUCCACUCCCAGAAGCUCGUUGGGCACCACAAGCUGCUCCGGGAUCAUUCCUGCAAGGACUGUGUCCAGGCCGUCAUCCAGGCUGUGGUGGAGCAGCUCAAGCGGGAGCUGGAAGAGCCUGGCUGCCAUUCCAGCCUGCGCAUGCUGGACAUGACUGGACUCUCGGAUUCUGUGCCUGGCCGCACUCCUGCUGGGUUGAAUACCUCGUUCAUCACCGGUGUUUUGGCCAAGGCUUGCGUGGAGGUGUCCAAGUACCAGCAGGAAUUCCAGUGGUGUGGAUUCAAGCGGCACAAAGGCCAUUCUGGAGCAGCCACAGCCGCUCCACAGUCCCCGGGUGUGGACAUCCACGCCGACCUGUGUAUCGAUGUAUGGUCGGACAAGUUGCAGUGCGAUGCGCUCCAGGCUGGAGCCGCCGGCCUGUUGCGCCUCAAGUGCCGCGAAUUCCAAGCAGGGUACAUUCCGGCAUCCAGGAUUGUGACUUUGUUGGAAUCUCUGGAUCCGUCCUCUCUGCGGAGGGUGAAUCUCUGCUUCAGCAGUUUAGGAUUGACUGGGCUGUCAGUGAUCCUGCCACACCUCUUCCGCUUCCCGGAGUUGCGCAGCCUCAAGCUCUGGUACUGUGACGUGGACCUGCGGCACCCAACACCAGACAUGGCCAAGAGAAUCCGCUGCGUGUCCAGGCAGCUGGGAAUGCUGUCCAGCCUCCGGGAGCUCAACCUGCGAUCUUCCCCGCUGUCCGGGAAUCUGUGCCACAUCCUCUGCGACCUCCAGGCUCCAUUGGAAAGCUUGGAAUUGGCCUUCUGCUCCCUCCUUCCCACCGACCUUGCCUUCCUCUCCCAAAGCUUCCAUGCUCCGGCCCUCAAAAUCUUGGAUCUGAGCGGCCACAACUUCUCCCAAGGCCUCCUGGAGCCGCUCCGGCUCCUCCUGGAGAAAACCUCGGCCUCACUGCUGUACCUGGAUCUCAUGGGAUGCUUCAUGACCGACUCCCACCUGGACAUGCUGAUCCCGACGUUCCUGCGCUGCUCCCGCCUGCGCUUCCUGGGACUCUACCACAAUCCCCUGUCCAUGGCUGCGCUCAAGGAUCUGCUCCAGAAAACCUUAGAGCUUCCGGAUCUCCAGCUGGUCAUGUAUCCUCAUCCCAAGGAAUGCUACAGGGGGGACCCAUCGCGAUUUGGUUGGGAUUUUAAAGAGGAUGUGGAUGAGGAACUUUUGGCGGCAGCCGCUGCAGAGAUUUCCCAGCUGCUGGAGAAUUCCGGGAGAACCAACCUUGUCUGGACUUACAAACCCAAUGCCCACAUAGCCCUGGACUACUUCUCCUUUUGAUUUGGGAAAAAUAUCAGAGGCCAGAAAAGCUCGGAGCCUCUAUCAUGAACAAGUGCCACCACCUCCCUCCUGAAGUCUGGGCAUUUUCUGCCUCAUCCCAAUGUUUUUCUGCCUGAUCCUGAGAUUUUUCCCUGGUUUCAUAACUUUUCUGCCACGUUUUGAAGUUUUUGUGCUCCAUCCAGAUAGUUCUCCUUUCAUCCCGAUAUUCUCCCCCUCAUCCCAGUAUGUUUCUUCCCAUUUCUUUAUUUAUUGCCAUGUUUUUUCAGCCCAUCCUUGUAUUUUUCCACCUCAUCCCAUUUAAUAAUUUUUCCAGGGACUCCCCUAAACGAAACCUGCCCCA
This is a messenger RNA of Cinclus cinclus, 3139 nucleotides long. Its product is annotated as leucine-rich repeat-containing protein 14-like. Lineage: Eukaryota; Metazoa; Chordata; Aves; Passeriformes; Cinclidae. Gene Ontology annotation, cellular component: cytoplasm. The transcript has 4 exons. The coding region runs from base 1321 to 2799 and encodes 492 amino acids. The record is from RefSeq and is a predicted model, not a curated record.